GAGCCCGGGCAGCCGCGAGCCCCGCGCGCGAGCGCGAGCAGGAGCCGGAGCGAGGAGCGGAGCGCGGAGCGAGGGCGCGAGGGAGGCCGAGCCGAGGGCGCGAGGCGCCGCGGCGCGAGGGGCGCGCGGCCACGAGGAAGUGUAGUUUCUUACAGGGCUGAAUUGAAACAACUUCAGCUGUUUGCUUUUAGGAUGUCUCGCCGCAAGCAAGCGAAACCGAGAUCCCUCAAAGACCCCAACUGUAAACUUGAAGACAAGACUGAAGAUGGAGAGGCAGUAGACUGUAAGAAGAGGCCGGAAGACGGAGAGGAGCUGGAAGACGAAGCUGUGCACAGCUGUGACAGCUGCCUCCAGGUGUUUGAGUCACUGAGCGAUAUCACAGAACACAAGAUUAAUCAAUGUCAGUUGACAGAUGGAGUGGAUGUUGAAGAUGAUCCCACGUGCUCUUGGCCAGCUUCCUCGCCUUCCAGCAAGGACCAGACUUCCCCCAGCCAUGGAGAAGGUUGCGACUUUGGAGAGGAAGAAGGCGGCCCCGGACUCCCGUACCCAUGCCAAUUCUGUGACAAGUCCUUUAGCCGCCUCAGCUACCUAAAGCACCAUGAGCAGAGCCACAGUGACAAGCUGCCUUUCAAAUGCACCUAUUGCAGUAGGCUGUUCAAACACAAGCGGAGCCGAGACCGCCAUAUCAAACUCCACACGGGGGACAAGAAGUACCACUGCAGCGAGUGUGAUGCUGCGUUCUCCCGAAGUGAUCACUUGAAGAUCCACUUAAAGACUCACACGUCCAACAAGCCAUAUAAAUGUGCCAUUUGUCGCCGCGGGUUCCUGUCCUCUAGCUCCUUACACGGACACAUGCAGGUACACGAGAGAAACAAGGACGGGUCCCAGUCUGGCUCCAGGAUGGAGGACUGGAAGAUGAAGGACACUCAGAAGUGCAGUCAGUGCGAGGAAGGCUUUGACUUCCCAGAAGACCUGCAGAAGCACAUCGCAGAGUGCCACCCCGAGUGCUCCCCAAACGAGGACCGAGCGGCCCUCCAGUGCAUCUACUGCCACGAGCUGUUUGUGGAGGAGACGUCCCUCAUGAACCACAUGGAGCAGGUGCAUGGCGGGGAGAAGAAGAACUCUUGCAGCAUCUGCUCUGAGAGUUUCCACACGGUUGAGGAACUGUACAGCCACAUGGACAGUCACCAGCAACCCGAGUCGUGCAACCACAGCAACAGCCCUUCCCUGGUCACCGUGGGCUACACUUCGGUGUCCAGCACGACUCCAGAUUCCAACCUCUCCGUGGACAGCUCAACCAUGGUGGAAGCCGCCCCGCCGAUCCCAAAGAGUCGAGGGAGGAAGCGGGCUGCCCAGCAAACCCCUGACAUGACCGUUCCCUCGAGUAAACAAGCGAAAGUUACCUACAGCUGUAUUUACUGCAACAAGCAGCUAUUUUCGAGCCUGGCAGUCCUGCAGAUUCACCUGAAAACUAUGCAUUUAGACAAGCCAGAACAGGCCCAUAUUUGUCAGUAUUGCUUGGAGGUGUUGCCCUCACUCUAUAACCUAAAUGAACAUCUUAAGCAAGUGCAUGAAGCUCAGGACCCAGGUCUGAUCGUCUCUGCCAUGCCUGCCAUAGUCUACCAGUGCAACUUCUGCUCCGAAGUUGUCAACGACCUCAACACUCUUCAGGAACACAUCCGAUGUUCUCACGGAUUUGCGAACCCUGCAGCUAAGGAUAGCAAUGCAUUCUUUUGUCCCCACUGCUACAUGGGGUUUCUCACUGACUCUUCCCUUGAAGAGCAUAUAAGGCAGGUCCAUUGCGACCUCAGCGGCUCCCGAUUCGGGUCGCCGGUGCUUGGGACUCCAAAAGAACCAGUAGUCGAAGUCUAUUCUUGUUCCUAUUGUACGAAUUCGCCGAUAUUCAACAGCGUUCUUAAACUGAACAAGCAUAUCAAAGAGAAUCAUAAAAACAUUCCCUUGGCCCUGAAUUAUAUUCACAAUGGGAAGAAAUCCAGGGCCUUGAGCCCCUUAUCUCCCGUGGCCAUAGAGCAGACGUCUCUUAAGAUGAUGCAGGCAGUGGGAAGUGCGCCUGCACGUCCGGCUGGAGAAUAUAUCUGUAAUCAGUGUGGUGCUAAGUACACAUCCCUAGACAGCUUUCAGACUCACCUAAAAACUCAUCUCGACACUGUGCUUCCAAAAUUGACCUGCCCUCAGUGCAACAAGGAAUUCCCCAACCAAGAAUCCUUGCUGAAGCACGUUACCAUCCAUUUUAUGAUCACCUCAACAUACUACAUCUGCGAGAGUUGCGAUAAGCAGUUCACAUCAGUGGACGACCUUCAGAAACACCUGCUGGACAUGCACACCUUUGUCUUCUUCCGGUGCACCCUCUGCCAGGAAGUGUUCGACUCAAAAGUCUCCAUUCAGCUCCACUUGGCCGUAAAGCACAGCAAUGAAAAGAAAGUCUACAGGUGCACAUCGUGCAACUGGGACUUCCGCAAUGAGACUGACCUACAACUCCACGUGAAACACAACCACCUGGAAAAUCAAGGGAAAGUGCACAAGUGCAUCUUCUGUGGUGAGUCUUUUGGCACCGAGGUGGAGCUGCAGUGUCAUAUCACCACUCACAGUAAGAAGUACAAUUGCAAAUUCUGCAGCAAAGCCUUCCACGCGAUCAUUUUGCUGGAGAAGCACUUGAGGGAGAAGCAUUGCGUGUUUGAAACCAAGACUCCCAACUGUGGAACGAACGGGGCUUCCGAGCAAGUGCAGAAGGAGGAGGUGGAGCUGCAGACCUUGCUGACCAACAGCCAGGAGUCCCAUAACAGUCACGAUGGGAGCGAAGAAGAUGUGGACACCUCGGAGCCCAUGUACGGGUGCGACAUCUGCGGGGCAGCCUACACCAUGGAGACCCUGCUGCAGAACCACCAGCUCCGAGACCACAACAUCAGACCCGGAGAGAGUGCCAUCGUGAAGAAGAAAGCCGAGCUCAUUAAAGGGAAUUACAAGUGUAACGUGUGCUCUCGAACCUUCUUCUCUGAGAACGGCCUCCGUGAACAUAUGCAGACCCACUUAGGCCCUGUGAAACACUACAUGUGCCCUAUUUGCGGGGAGCGGUUUCCCUCCCUUUUAACUCUUACCGAACACAAAGUCACGCACAGUAAGAGUCUUGAUACUGGAAACUGCCGGAUUUGCAAGAUGCCUCUCCAGAGCGAAGAGGAGUUUUUGGAGCAUUGCCAAAUGCACCCUGACUUGCGCAAUUCCCUGACGGGAUUUCGCUGCGUGGUCUGCAUGCAGACAGUGACGUCCACCUUAGAACUCAAAAUCCACGGGACAUUCCACAUGCAAAAGACAGGGAAUGGGUCUGCAGUCCAGACCACGGGGCGUGGCCAGCAUGUCCCCAAACUGUACAAGUGUGCGUCUUGCCUCAAAGAGUUCCGUUCCAAGCAAGAUCUGGUGAAGCUUGACAUCAAUGGCCUGCCAUAUGGUCUGUGCGCUGGCUGCGUCAGUCUCAGUAAGAGCGGCAGCCCAGGCAUCAACAUCCCUCCCGGCACGAGUAGACCGGGCUUGGGCCAGAAUGAGAAUCUGAGUGCCAUUGAGGGUAAAGGCAAGGCGGGGGGACUGAAGACGCGCUGUUCUAGCUGCAACGUUAAGUUUGAAUCUGAAAGUGAACUCCAGAACCACAUCCAAACGGUCCACCGAGAGCUCGUGCCAGAUAGCAACAGCACGCAGUUGAAAACUCCCCAAGUAUCGCCAAUGCCCAGAAUCAGUCCCUCCCAGUCGGAUGAGAAGAAGACCUAUCAGUGCAUCAAGUGUCAGAUGGUUUUCUACAAUGAAUGGGAUAUUCAGGUUCAUGUUGCAAAUCACAUGAUUGAUGAAGGACUGAACCAUGAAUGUAAGCUCUGCAGCCAGACCUUCGACUCCCCUGCCAAACUCCAGUGCCAUCUGAUAGAGCACAGCUUCGAAGGGAUGGGAGGUACCUUCAAGUGCCCCGUCUGCUUUACAGUGUUUGUUCAAGCAAACAAGUUGCAGCAGCAUAUUUUCUCUGCCCAUGGACAAGAAGACAAGAUCUAUGACUGCACACAAUGUCCACAGAAGUUUUUCUUCCAAACAGAGCUGCAGAUGACUUCCCGUCCUGAAUGGUCUACACCCUCUCCCCCGAUUCUCAGCCUGAUUCACGCUUACUCUCCCGCUGGUGCCCGUCAUUCCCUUCUAACCUUCUCCUCAUCACUCCAGCACCAGGCAAGUGUGACUCCUCUGAGAACUAAGUCGACUGUCUCUCACAAGAGAAUCAUACGAUGACCCAACACAGCAGUUAGUGCAAGUUCCGUCUCUCAAGGAGAAUUACUUUUGUGGCACAAAAAGGGAACAUGUUUUACUCUUUGCACGAAACUUUCAUUGUUAAUGUAUAAUAUUCAGAAACAUUGUAUUGUACCAUAAAACUUGUAUUAUCAAACUGUUGGAUGUUCAUGUGUUUGAACUUUUGAGCACCGGAUAGACUCCUUGUAUAUAAAGUGUUGCACAUGUAUUAUGUCGUCUGAUACUAAAAUGGUCUUAUAAAGACAAGUGGACUUGGGCCCUGUUCAGGCAGGAUUUAAAAAAAAAAAAUGUGAGCAAAACGGCUUAAGAGAAAGUAUUUUCGAGGAAGACAGAUUAAAACAACUUACAAAUGAGACUAUGUUUGGACUUCCUUUUAUUUACACUUAAGCCUAGAAUUUCUCUUUUGGUAUAUCAACGGUUAAAUCCAAGACUAUUUUUUAUUGCUGAAGAUUCUUGCAAACCACGAAGAGAUGUUCUCACAAAACAGAACCCCACAGCUGGAUAAGGCCCGUAUAUAUAUUUGUAAGCCUUGCAAUGUGACAGGUAGCAUCACUAUAUAUGCAAUAGUUGUUAUGUAGACUGUCAAAGAUUUUUUUUUUCCUGGAUACAUUUGAAGCUUUGAGUGUUCAAGGUUUUCCUUAAUGAUUUCACACAGCCAAAUUCUUGAAUCAGUUGAACUAACCUGUAUGUUACUGUUAUUAAUGUUUACUCUGCGGUCUGAACCUGGAGAUUACUGGAAUUGUUUUCCAAGAGGAAAUAAAUUCAGUUUACCAUUA
Leopardus geoffroyi (Geoffroy's cat) is the source of this 5072-nucleotide messenger RNA. It is a transcript of the gene ZNF521, whose product is annotated as zinc finger protein 521. Gene Ontology annotation, molecular function: RNA polymerase II transcription regulatory region sequence-specific DNA binding; chromatin insulator sequence binding; DNA-binding transcription factor activity, RNA polymerase II-specific. Gene Ontology annotation, cellular component: nucleus; chromosome. NCBI's taxonomy places the organism in Eukaryota, Metazoa, Chordata, Mammalia, Carnivora, Felidae. The record is from RefSeq and is a predicted model, not a curated record. The coding region runs from base 193 to 4278 and encodes 1361 amino acids. The transcript has 8 exons. Gene Ontology annotation, biological process: regulation of transcription by RNA polymerase II.